AUGUUGAUACUUACCAUCAAACUAGAAGCCCAGCUGCCUCCCAGCCUUACAGUCCUCUACCCACAAGUGGUCCGGCGCCAGCUGCCCGCCGAAGAUCUGAAUCCUACCAAAAGGCUCCUCUUUCUCCUGCUCACCAUCGGCUUCUGCCAGCUGACGCUGAAGAAACAGGGCUCCCUGGCCCCAGAGGAUGCCCCCAGCGCUGUGUCCCUCAUGUUCAUUCCUGCACCCGCACCCACGGACCUCAAGCCCCUUCAUCUGUCAGCAGAGCCCUCGAACAACCCUCUGGAUCUCGGAACUUUUCUCUAGGAACACCAGGCUGCCUUCUAA
This is a messenger RNA of Myotis davidii, 327 nucleotides long. RefSeq names its product immediate early response 3 (gene IER3). Gene Ontology annotation, biological process: negative regulation of apoptotic process; DNA damage response. Gene Ontology annotation, cellular component: nucleus. The record is from RefSeq and is a predicted model, not a curated record. NCBI's taxonomy places the organism in Eukaryota, Metazoa, Chordata, Mammalia, Chiroptera, Vespertilionidae.